Vigna unguiculata (cowpea) is the source of this 732-nucleotide messenger RNA. RefSeq lists its product as uncharacterized. The record is from RefSeq and is a predicted model, not a curated record. Gene Ontology annotation, biological process: meristem maintenance; meristem development. Lineage: Eukaryota; Viridiplantae; Streptophyta; Magnoliopsida; Fabales; Fabaceae.
AUGGCUAGGACACGAGGAAAUUUAUCUAGACGUGGUUCACAUGAUGCACCUGAGAGUUCCACACAGGGUGUUGCACGAAAGAGACCGACAGCUUCAGCUCGUAGAAGGGGUCAGCACGAGGCUAAUGUUGUUGAGCAUGAGGUUUCUGAUGUUCCUCAAGACGAGGAGCAGGGGAUUGAUAACGAUGGUGCAGGAUUUCCAGGUGGUCCGUCUGAUACAACUUUAUUGACUCGGUACCAGAAUCAUGAUCGAGUUGUGAAAAUAGUCUCCCAUGUUGUUCAGGAUGAUGUUGUUGAGCAUGAGGUUUCUGAUGUUCCUCAAGACGACGAGCAGGGGAUUGAUAACGAUGGUGCAGGAUUUCCAGGUGGUCCGUCUGAUACAACUUUAUUGACUCGGUACCAGAAUCAUGUUGCACGCAUGAUAUGGGAUGGUCAGGAUCGAGUUGUGAAAAUAGUCUCCCAUAUUAAAAAAGUGAAGAAAUUAGGACGUCCUCACCCUUCUAUUCUCCCCUUUGUGGCAGCUUCUGAAUUAUCGCCUCUGUGCGAUAUUUUAUAUGAAUAUACCGAUCUUGGGUUAGUAUUGGGUUUCGUGGAGAGAUGGCAUCCCGAGACUAAUACUUUUCAUCUACCCAUUGGGGAGAUGACCAUCACUUUAGAUGACGUCUGGUCGUUCCUCCAUCUUCCCAUCACUGGACAUUUUUGCUCCACUGAAAAUCUUGAAUAUGAAGAUUAA